AGGCAUUGGUUAACUGAAUUAGUUUAUUGAACCCCUAGUGAUGCUAUUGUCAUAGUGAUAAAAUUGCCAUAUUCUGUCGUGACCUGUUUGGACCCCACACUACCACACACAUGCUGCCUCGUCAAGAGUAUCAGUUCUGUCUUCCUGUUCUCCACUACAAAGUGUCUUGUUUCAGACCACUUUUAUAGUAUCACUCUAUCUUUCUGUCCAAACAAUUUUAGCAAAUUACUACUCUAAUUCACUGUCCGUCUGUACUUGACACUUGCUUCAGGACAAAAAGUUAGGCUGGGGGUUGAACUAUGUAUUCUUUGUGGCUGUUGGUUCAAAUGCCUUCUUCUUGAACUCGUUUUGGUUGAGAACUUUUGUCAGUAAGUUCGAUAAAGGUUUGGCUAUUGGUACAUCAAUUUCGGCUGUGAUAGUGAUGGUAAUUUGUACCUUGGUCGGAGUGCCAGGGUUUUUGGCCGUGUGGUCGGGCGAUUUGACGGUGGGGGAUGAGAACGGGUCUAUGGCCUUUUUCAUUCUUCUUGCCAAGAUGCCUGGGUGGAUCAUCGCGUUUGUUUUGAUAUUCACCAUCACCAUUUGCACUUGUACUUUUGACUCUUUGCAGUCUGCCUUUGUGUCAACCAUCUCCAAUGAUAUCUUUAGAAACAGGUUUAAGACCAUCUGGGCUAGAGCAAUGGUGGUGAUAAUGAUUGUACCGAUUGUGGUGUUGGCCGUCAAAGUGGCAGAUAAUAUCUUACAGAUUUAUUUGAUUGCUGACUUGAUUUCGAGCUCUAUCAUCCCAAUCAUAUUCUUAGGUUUGAGUGACCGGUUCUUUUGGUUUUUGACGGGAGUGGAUGUGAUGGUUGGAGGAUUAGGAGCUUUGGUUGCAAUUUUUAUCUUUGGAACCGUCUAUUAUGGAACCGCCAAAGAAGGGGGGAAGUUGUUAUUGAUUUGGAACGGAUUAUAUGAUCCUGAAGACUGGGGUGCCUUUGGGGCGUUUGAAAUUGCCCCAUUUGGUGGGAUUUUAAUUGCAUUAGUGUGUGUUGUCGCCCGAGUGGGUGCGAUUUGGGUGUAUUGCAAAAUCACCAAAAAACCAUUUAGGGCUUUGCAAAGACCCGUUCCGGUCGAGAUUGUGGAAGAAGAAUUUGACAGUGCCUAUGGGUCCACCAAUGCUAAGUCAGACGAUUAGUGAUUCACAGGACAAUGCUUUCUUGUUUAAUCACGCGCCUGUCUAAUGUGGAUCUCGGUUCCAUCUUCUUAUUCCCCUAUUCUACUACUAUACAACAGUCCUAGAGUCCUUACUGUCCCCGUUCACAAAAGAAGUGAAUAUUUUAUCUACUAUCCAGGGAAAUAGUAAACUAUACUUAAUUAUAAUUACGAUGACCUUUUAUUCCUCAUACUGUUGGGAUUUUGGACAUCAUUAUCAAGUGUGAUUUCUCUUUGAGUUUCUUCUUCGAAACGGUUUACACUUUCUUUAGCAAUAAUAUACAGAUACUCAGGGUCCUUAUUAUGCCACACCUCGGAAAACUCUUUGAUCCGCUGAGAUUGGAAACUUUCAACUUCUGGCGUGUCAUCACUUUCCUCAAUAUAAACUUUCCCCUAUCCA
This is a messenger RNA of Yamadazyma tenuis ATCC 10573, 1588 nucleotides long. NCBI's taxonomy places the organism in Eukaryota, Fungi, Ascomycota, Pichiomycetes, Serinales, Debaryomycetaceae. The record is from RefSeq and is a predicted model, not a curated record.